Musca domestica (house fly) is the source of this 2171-nucleotide messenger RNA. Its product is annotated as kelch domain-containing protein 3. The coding region runs from base 364 to 1509 and encodes 381 amino acids. The transcript has 7 exons. Gene Ontology annotation, molecular function: protein binding; chromatin binding. NCBI's taxonomy places the organism in Eukaryota, Metazoa, Arthropoda, Insecta, Diptera, Muscidae. Gene Ontology annotation, cellular component: cytoplasm. The record is from RefSeq and is a predicted model, not a curated record.
ACGGUUAUUCGGUUUACGAAAAUAAAAUUGUACAUAUUUCAUUUCAUAUUUUUAUCUUUAUCGUAUUAGUUAAAAUAAUGUUGGGCUACACAACAAAAUAAAUAACAACAAAUUGAUGAUAAAUUAAAUAUAUAAGUCAACUAUAUAUAUAUAAAAAUCAAAAAGUGUAUAUUUGUAUAUGGAAUAGACUAAGCAAAGGGAGGAGUCUAUUUUGGACAAAAACCAGAGGAACACACAAAAAGUCUUGGAAUAUCCUAUAUCCUGGGUGGAGGAGGCGUACCAAAACAACAUUUGCAACAACCAGGCCUAGUGCAGAAGUAAUUGGAAAGCAAAACAAAUUAUUAAUUUUUCGAGUUUUAAAAUAUGCGUUGGACGGUUCAUUUGGAUGGUGGACCUCGCAGAGUAAAUCAUGCCGCCGUUUGUGUUGGCGACUUCAUAUUUUCCUUUGGUGGAUAUUGCACAGGUGAUGAUUAUCGGUUUAGCGAGUCGAUUGAUGUUCAUGUUUUAAAUAUACAGACUUUAAGAUGGACUCUACUACCGCAAAGAAGGGACGAAAAUGGAACAGUAUUGAAGUAUCCGGAAGUACCGUUCCAGAGAUAUGGACAUACUGCCGUGGCCCAUAAUGAUAAAAUAUAUAUCUGGGGCGGGCGAAAUGAUGAGAGCCUUUGUAACGUUUUAUAUUGCUUCGAUCCCAAGACUUUAAGUUGGUCAAGGCCACCCGUUACAGGUGCCAUACCCGGUGCUAGAGACGGACAUUCGGCGUGUGUCAUAGAUAACUGCAUGUAUAUUUUUGGUGGUUUUGUUGAAGAAAUCAACGAGUUUUCUUGUGAUGUACACGCUUUAAAUUUCGAUACAAUGGAAUGGCGAUAUAUUCAAACAUUUGGUGUUCCACCAUCGUUUCGGGAUUUCCACACAGCUGAACAUAUACAUGGGCGAAUGUAUAUAUUUGGUGGGCGUGGCGAUAAGCAUAGUCCAUAUCACAGUCAAGAAGAAAUGUAUUGCCCGGAGAUAGUAUAUUUAGAUCUUAAGACGAAAGUUUGGCAUAGACCAUCUACAACGGGAAAAGUUCCAGUUGGUCGCAGAAGUCACUCAAUGUUUAUAUACAACAAUUUAAUAUAUGUUUUCGGUGGAUACAAUGGUCUAUUGGAUCAGCACUUUAAUGAUUUAUACACGUUCGACCCGAAGGCAAAUUGUUGGAAUCUUGUUAAGCCUCAUGGGAAGCCACCGACGCCUCGUAGACGACAAGUUGGCAUUGUUAAAGGAUCUCGUUUAUUUCUGUUCGGUGGUACUAGUCCUUAUCCUCACGCAACGGCUCAGGAACAAGCAUUCCUCAUUGACAAUAAUGACACAAAUGUUUUGGAUUUUGAACCAACUUUGAAAACAUUAGCAAUACUGGCAGUAGUUGAACAUCGAAUAGAUACCACAUGGCUGCCCAGAGAGUUAAGACUGGAAAUUAAGGCCAUGACACAGCCAAAUUCCAUAAGCCGACCCAUCAAUCAUGCUGGUUGAACAAAAUGAUAAUUCAGUCAUCGCACAUUUCUAUUUUAAAUAUAAAAGUGUAGAAAGUAGUGUGGGGGCGUCCCAUAAUCCAUUGAACAAAAAAUGAAGGCAAUCGUUUUAGGAAAGUGUAAAAAGUAUUAAGUAUCCAAAUUUUAUAAGAAAAAAAAGGAAAACAAUGUAUAGAAUCAAGGACGUAAUUUCGUACUUUUACUAAACGAUUUACCUAAGACAACAUUUCCCAUGUUUAUUAUGUAUGGUGGAUAUACCCUUUGCAAAAAACAAAUUUCCAAUAAGUCUGGUCACACAUCGUUAAAAUAGCGCAAUUACACACAAAAUAAAACACGGUAGCUACUAGUUAAAAGUAUAAAAAUUGUUUUGAGAAACUUGCAAACUGCCAACAAUACAAUUGUUUCUUUUGAUAUCUGUUUUAUAAGUUUUUUUUUUAAUUUCAUAUAUCAUUUAAUAGAUUCUUUAUUUAUUUUCUCUCUAACGUGUAAAGUUUGCAAACGAAAAGUAUUUUAGAAAUUAAAAACAACUUGUUUUAUUAAAUCUUUUUUUUUUUUUUUUUUCUAUGAAAAAAAUUCAAUAUAUGUACAAUACUUUUUAAAUAAAUCUGUGAGAUACAAUAAAUCUCGAUUCAAAAAUAAAAUUUUUCUUGCAAUUACAGCUUA